Messenger RNA from Sorex araneus (European shrew), 7208 nucleotides. RefSeq names its product NADH:ubiquinone oxidoreductase complex assembly factor 6 (gene NDUFAF6). The coding region runs from base 356 to 1504 and encodes 382 amino acids. Gene Ontology annotation, cellular component: mitochondrion. The record is from RefSeq and is a predicted model, not a curated record. Gene Ontology annotation, biological process: biosynthetic process; mitochondrial respiratory chain complex I assembly. The transcript is spliced from 12 exons. NCBI's taxonomy places the organism in Eukaryota, Metazoa, Chordata, Mammalia, Eulipotyphla, Soricidae.
GCGGCCGCGGGCCGGGGGCUGCGGCGGGCGAGCCCCCUGCGCCGCCACCGCCUGCUUUCCCCGGGGAAGUGUCUGCACGCCGCGCUGAGCACGCGCACGGCCGGUCGUUCCAGUGACAGCCGUGGGCGGCCUCCGGGGCCUCCUUCCCGCGUGUCGGCGCGGUGCAAGUAGCGAGUGAUUGACCGUCCGUGCAAACGGUGGCGGCGAACUGGCCCCGCCGCUCCCGUUAUUGGGCUUCCAGCGCUGAGAGUAAUGCCCGGGACAGCCGCCCACGCCGCGGGGGUCUCAGCUAACGGUUGAGGAAACGAAGGUCUAGAGAGACCCGGGGGAUCAGCCCGGGGAAGGUGGAGCCUGGAUGCCAGAUCCUGUCCUGGGUCCCAGGAAGCGGGACUAUGAAGGCUACCUGUGUUCGCUGCUGCUCCCCUCGCCUGCCAGGGCCUCGGCCGUCGCACUGAGGGCCUUCAACGUGGAGCUGGCUCAGGUGAAGGACUCAGUGUCUGAGAAGACCAUCGGGCAGAUGCGCCUGCAGUUCUGGAAGGACGCCGUGGCGGGCAUGUAUGGAGGAGGCGGCCCGCCGCCGCAGCCCGUGGCCGUGGAGCUGUGGAAGGCCAUCAAAAGACAUAAGCUGACAAAGAGGUGGCUCAUGAAAAUCAUCGAGGAAAGAGAAAAAAAUUUAGAUGACAAAGCCUAUCGGAAUAUCCAGGAGCUGGAAAGUUACUCAGAAAACACCCAAAGCUCACUUCUUUAUUUAACACUGGAAGUCCUGGGGGUGAAGGACGUCCACGCCGACCACGCGGCCAGUCACAUCGGGAAGGCCCAGGGCAUCGUCACCUGCCUUCGUGCCACGCCCUACCACAGCCACCGUCGGCGGCCGCUGCUCCCCAUGGACAUCUGCGCCCUGCACGGGGCUUCCCAGGAGGAUUUUGUGCGGAAGAAGCGGGACAAGAGCGUGAGGGACGUGAUCUUCGAUGUCGCCAGCCAGGCCCACCUGCACCUCAGCCACGCGCGGUCCUUCCGCCAGAGCGUUCCUGCACGCGCGUUUCCUGCCUUUCUUCAGACGGGGAGCGUUGGUGCACCUGGGCUUCCCCUGGCCGUGGCGUCGCCUGUGAGCAGGGCAGGAGCCAGCGUCUUCGCAGCUGACUGUAUUCCAGGCUCACACUGUCUCCGCCUCGGUCUGCUCUGUUCUCUGAUCACCUGGCACGUGCAUUUCACUGCAUCAUUUUUGGGCCCGUACCCGGCAGUGCUCAGGACUCUCUCCUGCUUGGCCCUGCGCUCGGGGAUCACUCCUGACUCCUGGGCUGCUCCAGGUCUCCUGCUAACACCAGGCAUCUGUGCACAUCUGUGCAGCUGUCUCCUGCUUUUAGAGGGCCUCAGAGUGGCUCUGGAGGACUACCUGAAGAAGAUCCAGAAAGUGGAUUUCGACGUCUUCCACCCGCUCCUGCAGCAGAGGAGCACGUUGCUGCCGCUGCUUCUGUACCUGCAGUCGUGGAGGAAGAAAUACUGACGGCCCCAGCGCUGAGUCGGCCUCGUCAUUGCGGGAGAGCGAUCGGGGAGGGGGCCGGCGAGCGGGGCUGUAGGCUGGGGAGGGGGACCGUCCGUCCUUGCCGUGGGCGUCAGAGCAGACACCGUCCGGGUGCGGGCGUGGGCGUCGCUGGGCUGGCACCGGUUCUCUAGUUGGGUCAGGCCGAUCCGGAAAUUCCUCCCUGUUGUGUCCUGCUGCCUACUCCCGGUAGCCUGGGCGCCGUGGCCGGGCACACACCGUGCUGGUGGUGGUGACGGCCAGCCCCGGGCCAGCCCUCCAGACCCAGCCUGCUCCCCAGCCAGUGCUCUCCGCCAUGCCAGCUGCAGGCUCCAGCCUGAGCUCUGUGCGGGAGUCCCAGCCCGGCCACCACCACUGAGCCUGCCCAGUGCCCCCAAACCCAGACUUGUGCUCAGCAGCCUGGGGCUCUGGCUCCCCACACCGGGACCCCCGCUCCCUCUCCCUGUUCGUGGCCCCGCCUCUGCAGCCUCUGCUUGGUCCCCCCCAGCUGGGAGUUUGCCGAGGCUUAGAUCAUUCAGAGGGGUUUUUGGGCAAGUGAAACUUAGAGCCUGAGGCUGGGGAAGUGACCAGAAGUCGGUCCCCUUUGGUUUGGGGCUGGGAUUCUCCCCAGCAGUGCUCAGCUGGUGCUGCCCAGGCCCGGUGACUCUGGGGUCCCUCAGGGACACCCCAGUGGUGGCAGGGCCUGGGGUGGGGGGGAGCCCGAGGUGCCAUGGUGCUGUGUUCGUCUGCUCAGGGGGGGUCCCAAGCCGGGGCUGGGUCCUCACAAUCACUUCUCGUGGGAAGAGUUCUUGCCCUUGGCGUCGUCGAAUGGCCGGGAUGUUUCUUCCUGGGGUUUGCAGGGCCCCAGACCGAGUUGUCGGGGCUGGGGUCUUAGUACAUUGGUGAGUGGGUCCCAGUCAAAGCAGGCAGCAGCCGGUUCAGCCCCUGGGACCCUGAAGGUUUACCCAGAAUAUGGAAAGGAGAGACCAGUGGGGCUGGAGCCAUAGCUCAGUGGGAAGGGUGUUUGCCUUGCAUGCGGCCAACCCAGGUUCGAUUCCCAGCAUCCCAUAUGGCCCCCCGAGCACCGCCAGGGGUAAUUCCUGAGUGCAGAGCCAGGAGUAACCCCUGAGCAUCACUGGGUGUGACCCAAAAAGCCAAAAAAAACAGAAAAAAAGAGGCCAGAGUGGGGAGAAAUCAGGGGAGAGGGAUAGACAGGAGGCUGGCCUCUCCGAGCAGAUCCUCAGAGACGGGGUUCUGGGCAUGCUUGACUGCCAGGGUCCAGAUCCCCUCAGUCUCCCCCUUCUGCGGAAUGGACAAAGCCCCAGUCACCCCAGUGAUGGGACAGGGUGGUGCUGAUGGCGGGUCACACAGCCACAGGGCAUGGCCUGGCCACACCCCCGGGUGCUCCUGUGUGGAGGAUGGGGGUGGGGUCCAGCCCAUGCUAAGCGGCCCGCGCCCGGCUUCUGAGCGCCUCCCCGUUGCCUGGUGUCCUUUGUGUGGCCGGCUUGGCGCUGGUCGUCCAUAAACCCUGCACAGGCCCACCCGGGGUAGAUGAGCAGCUGGAGGACCUUGGGCACUGUUCUGCCCUCGCCCCACAAGCUCUCCCUUCACCGCGGCGUUUCCGUAGUGCAGUGGUUAUCACACUCGCCUCACACGCGCUCUCCUUCCCCGCAGCUGCCCAGAACCUUCCAGAGACGGGCACACCUGUGGGCCUCAUGCAAGGGCCCGUGCUGACUGGGGCAGUGGGGCAGAGGGAAGGUAUCCCAGAGGGACGCAGAGGUCGGGCAGCAUCUGCGGCCUUCCAGAAGCUUCCGAGCUGCAGGGAAGCACGGAGUGUGGGACCUCGAGGGAGGGAAGGGAGGCUGGGAAGAGCUCGGAGGCCCACUUGGGCGUUGAGCUUUCAAGAAUGGCCUGAAAUUGGAAAAGAAACACAGGUGGCACCAGGGACGGAGCCCAGGGCAAACCUCGGUUCAAUCCCCGCAUCCCAUCUUGUUCCCCGAGCACUGCCAGGCAUGAAUCCUCAGCACAGAGCCAGGAGGAAGGCCUGGGCAUCGCCGGGGUGGCCCCAGAGCAACCACCAGGAGAGCUGGAGCGAGAGUGGGCAUGACCCGGCCCCUCCAGUGGAGCCGAGCUGCCCCCCCCCCCGCCACUGAGGAGUGUCCUGUCCCCCUGUUCCCCCCCCCCCCCAGUAAGGGAAACACCUUGCAAUGGGCACCUGUGUCUACUCCUCAGUGUUCGCUUUUUUCCCCCACCCUGGUGACUGAUAUUUUUGGAUGUGAUUAAAACAAGAGGCGCAGAUGCCUUUAAUCUUUCUUGGCCAGACUUGGGCUGAGUCUGGUGCAGGAACGGCCCCUGUCCACGCCCCUCUCCCACGGACAGACCGGCCCCCGGCCCGGGUGUCUUCCCUGCAGUUCUUCACUCCGACUCGCUCUCCAGCCGCCGAGCUACUGGGAAGUCGCCCGCGUGUUUGACUGAACACAGCCUCCACUGCAGCAAGCUUGAGAGGGCUGGAGGCCAGGAGUCCCUGUGGACACCCCGCAGCACUGGCAUGCACCCCCCGCCCUCCGUCCCCAGGGGCUGAGGGCGAGAAAAUCGUCCCUGAACUGAGUGUACGUCGACACCCACCCCAACCUGGUGGUGGUUUUGUUUUGUUUUUGCUUUUGGGUCACCCCCGUGAUGCUCAGGGUUUCCUCCUGGCUCUGCAUUCAGGAAUUACUCCUGGCAGAGCUGGGGGGAGCCAUAUGGGAUGCCGGGGAUCGAACCCGGGUUGGCCGCAUGCAAGGCAAAUGCCCUCCCUGCUGUGCUAUCCCUCCAGCCCCCAUGUUCGGUUUUUGUUUUUGUCUUGUUCAGUGUUCCAAGGCUCUGCAGCUCUGCUCGGGGCUUCCCGCCUCCUGGCUCCGGGCUCAGGGAUGAUUCCAGGCUGGCUCGGGACCGAGUGAAGUGCCAGGAUUUGUACCAGCUCCCCGCCCUCCCCCUCUCUCCUGUAAGCCAUUUCACAGGGCGCUUGGAGCUGUCGGGGUCUUUGGGGAGGGCGGAACACGCUCUCCUCAAGGAGUCUGCAAAAAUCCAAGUGUUUGUUUCCUUCCCACCCAAAUCAGGGCUGCGUGCUUGCUGCGGCCUCUGGGGAUAAAAGUCAGUACAAGGGCAUUUUGUUCCUGUGCUCUGGGCAGGCCUGGGCCUUGUGUUCAGGGAUCAUUCCUGCAGUGCUUGGGGAUCAUACGCAGUGCCAGGGAGUGAAGCGGCCUUGGCUACGUGCAAGGCAGAUGUCCUGACCAAAGGGACCUCGUGCGGUGAAUCACACCCACAGUCCUGUUCUCAUCUCUGCGCUCCCCGUUUGCUCUGGGUCUGCAUCUGGUGAGCUCUUGUCUGCACAUGACCCCCUGAAAUGCUGGGUGGGUGAGUCAGUCUCCUCCCAUCUUGUCACCAGCCAACAGGGAGGGAGCACUGGUUGCCGUGUGUGGGAGUGGACGCAGGUCCCGGUGUGGUCCUUAUUGAUACCAAGGCAGCAGGGGCCUGGCCGCUGCCUGGGAGGGUGGGGAGAUCAGCUUUGCCUGACCAGCUCCGGUGCCCCCCACCCCGUGUGAGGGGCGCCGCUGACGGGACCCUGGGUUAUAGGGGAGCAGGAGGUCAGUUCCUCUGCCCCUCACCCGGAGGUGUGGGAGACACUGGGGUCACCGUGUGGCUGUGGAUUCUUGGCCGGCCGGGAGGAGUGAGUGGUCAGUGGCCUGCUGCUCCUUGCCUGGUCUUGGCUCGAGAGGCUUUUGUUGGCUGUUCUGCUACUUCCUGCUGGCAUCACUCCGAGGUCAGCCUCUUCAGCUCCAGAUCUGGGCCAGAGGAGGGGAAAGGGAAAGCGGGGGCCCUGGCCAGCUCCCUCGCCUGCCGCCCGCCGCCCGCCGCCCAGGCACUCACGGGGGCUGGGGAGUCAGUGGGAAUCAUGGCAGCAAGAGGGAAAAACAGUUGUGGAUACGCCAGAAUCUGAAGUCGGGAUAAAACUGUCCGAGGCUCAUGUGCGGUCAGUGUGCCACCCGUGCUGACUCCGCCGCUGGAACGAGGUUGGCACACGGGGGUGGCCUAGCAGUCCUCUGACAGCUUAAGCCCACUGUUCCAGGGAGGAAGCGGGCGCGAAGUGAGCCUCGCCUGCAGUCCGUGAAACCCGCACAGCUCGACUCUCAGAAGUCCCCCUGGGCCACUCGUGAAAUUCAAAGCCCCUUUGUUCUCUGAGGACAAAGGACAAGCGAGAGGGAGCCUCCACUUGAGACAGUGACAAAGUGACAACAUGACACUUGACUAGUGAAUCAACAAUAUCCUGGUGUUCUGCAGGCCAGGCCGACGCUGCCCUCUCUUCCCUUCUGCCCGCCGCCAGCCUGCCUUCCUCGCGUCCUAAUGACCCAGAUUUCCCACCCACGUGCCGCUCGCUCCCAUGCCUCGUCCACAGCUGCCCUUCCCUUCAGACCAAAGACCAAGUGCCACAGUGUCAUCCCACCCAACUCGGCAUUUCAGAGGUUCCUCCAGUGUCUCCUGGGCUGGUCACACUCCCACCCUCCCCACUCUCCACUCACGGUCCUUCGCUUGCCCUGCAUCCCACUAAUUGCUGCCUCUCUUCACCAUUCCAUUCUACCAGUGACAGAAUUCCUUAAGACUCUUCCUUUCUCUUGAGGAGUCUUAUUUUCACAGAACCUACAUAAACUAGCUAAAAUUUAAAAGUGCAUCUAUCCAUCCAUCUACCCACCCAUCCACUGGUAUGUCCAUCCAUCCAUUCAUCUUCCAUCCACCCAUCUGUCUGUCUAUCCAUCUGUUCAUUCAUCCAUCAUUCCACCAAGUGAUCCAUUCAUUUUCCCAUACAUACAUACAUACAUACUUUAUACCCCGAGAUCCAUCUGUUUGCCCAUCCAUCCACUCAGUCAUUCAUCCAUCUAUCCAUUUAUCCAUCCAUUCAUCCAUCCAUUAUUUCACCCAGAGAGCCAUUAAUUUGCCCAUCCAUCCGUCCAUCCAUCCAUCCAUCCAUCCAUCCAUCCAUCCAUCCAGUAUUCACUUAAUGAGCACCUGCUGUAUAUUGGGUACCAUUGUCUAGAAGGGAACAAGGGAAACAACCUGAUUAUUCUCAGGAAACUUAAGGUGGAAGACAGAGUUUAUAAUUUUAUUUACUCUUAGAAUUUGUUAUUUAGGUAACAGUUGCAAUAGUGUCAUUAUUUGUGGUUUUGAUGUACAAUGUCACUGUAACUUCCCCACACACCAGAGUACUCUGGGCCCUCCGCCACUGUCCUUGGGUCAUUCAUCAUCUACUACCACUCCCCCAGCCCCCAGAGACUCAGUGCUGGGGAAUCUCAGUCUUACAGUCCAGGACCAAGGGUUUGUCCCUGUGUAAUGCUCUUGUUGCCUUUGUUUCAUUUCUCGUAUGCUACUGGGUAGGGAGUCCAUCUCCCCCCCACCUCUGAUUUUGCUUAACACACAAUGCCCUCUGCUUCCAAGUUGCAGUGAACUGCCAGAGACCCAGAGUUUAAACUAACAACAGGGGGGGCUGGAGUGAUAGCACAGCGGGUAGGGCGUUUGCCUUGCACGCGGCUGACCCGGGUUCGAUUCCCAGCAUCCCAUAUGGUCCCCCAGCACCGCCAGGAGUAAUUUCUGAGUGUAGAACCAGGAGUAACCCCUGUGCACCACCGGGUGUGACCCGAAAAGCAAAAAAAUAAAA